AUGUCGAGAGCACAGUUUGAUCUCGUCAUGUGCUUGAAACAGCCAGGAACAACCAUAGGAAAGGUGUGUGAGAGAUGUGACGGAAGAUGUCCUGGAUGCGAUUCAUUGGUCAACUCCAAAAAGAUGGCGCGGAUCUGUGACGACUGUUCGUUUGGUAAUUUUGCAGACCGGUGUAUUAUCUGUGGGGGCAAAGGGUUCACAGAAGCCUACUACUGUUCUGAGUGCGUGAGGACUGAGAAGGAUCGGGAUGGGUGUCCCAAGGUGACGAGUCUGGGAUCUUCCAGAGUGGACAUGUUCUACGAGAAAAAGAAGAAGGGGCAGUAA
Molecule: messenger RNA, 324 nt
Organism: Kuraishia capsulata CBS 1993
Lineage: Eukaryota; Fungi; Ascomycota; Pichiomycetes; Pichiales; Pichiaceae
Exons: 1
Coding region: 1-324 (107 amino acids)
Biological process (GO): mRNA splicing, via spliceosome
Cellular component (GO): U2 snRNP; precatalytic spliceosome; catalytic step 2 spliceosome
Source: RefSeq, a predicted model, not a curated record